AUGCAGAAGAAUCCCGUACCCGAGAAAUGGAAGAAGGAGCCCGAGCUUCGAGUGGCGCUGGCCCGCAAAAGCUUGGCCUACCUGUCUCGCGAGCUGCAGGAGUUCAUUGCGGCAGGGUUCGCACGAGAGCAGAAGACGAGGCUCGAUGACACCCUGAAUGCGUUGAAGGCUUCAAGGGCCGACGAGGAAACGCGGCAAAACUUGCUGCUGGCGAUCCGCAAGGAACUGCCAUGCCUGCCAGCACAGCAAGCGGAGCAGCACCUAUGGCGAGCCUUUCGCCACAAGGUGAACUCCCUCCGCUGCUUGGGGCAGAGAGCGGUGCUCCUCGCACUUCAGGUCUCGAGCCGUGAAGGUGCAAAGGAUCACACAGGAGCCUGCCAUGCAUCCGAAUCAUCAGAUGCGCGGAAGCGCCGCCGCACGGAGGCCUCGGCAGCCGAGGGCGGAGAAAAAGGAG
Molecule: messenger RNA, 454 nt
Organism: Symbiodinium natans
Lineage: Eukaryota; Dinophyceae; Suessiales; Symbiodiniaceae
Source: the annotation of a GenBank genome assembly